GAUCUACACGUCUCUUCCCCUUUCCCCCUUUUUUAUGAUGCUCAUGUGCGAUUUCAGCGCCUAUCAUCACGCUCAGUGAGGUUUUUCCCUUUUCCUCCCCUCCUUGCCGCCUCUCAAGCUGUCAAACUCGUCGAAGCAGUCAUCCUUACCUCACUUCGUAUACUUAUUUGAGAUAAUAAUCUAAGUCAGAUCGCUUGACUUGCAUUCACAUGAUGCUGACGGAAACACCAGAGCAAGAGGCAUCCAAGCAUGCAAAGAAUAGUUCUGUACAUCAGGAUUCAUCUAAAGCCAACGAUUCAAACCACUCUACUGCCGCUGAUAACCACGUCCCCACAGCAGGCGCACAUCCUUUGAGAAACUUACCUGGAACAAAGGACGAAAAACUGUACCAGUGGCCACAGCGUUCUCUGGAAUCGAUUGAGUCUGCCUUUGCUUUACGAGAAUAUCUUCAGGCUCUCAUUAGGCAGGAUCCUCACAACUUGGAUUUGUUAAUUGCGCUACCAGCUGGGCAAGAUGAGCAUUCGUGGCUCUACGAGCAUCUUUGUCAGAUCUGCCUUGAAUUAAACUACCUAAUAGUGCACCUUGAACCCGAAUGUACGCCAGAGGCUUGCCCUGAAAUGAGGGCUGAGGAGUGGAAGUAUUUUUGCGCAACGCACCCAACUCCUCGCGAGUGCUGUGCGAUCGAUUAUCUCACUCACACGCUGGAUGGAGCAUCCGCUCUGCUGAAUAAUGUCAAAGUUUUUCCAAGUCGAAUUUGUGUGCCUGAGGGAUCAGUUAAAAACUUCCAAAAUAUUGCACGACGUUUGUACCGCAUAUUUGCUCACGCAUACUUUCAUCAUCGAGAUAUUUUCGACGCUUUUGAGGCAGAGACAUCGCUGUAUGAGAGGUUUUUGAGGCUGUCAAGGACAAGGCAACUGAUUACGGAAAAGCUUAUCAUCAUCCCUGGACAGAGUAAUGAAGAUGAUACCACCCAUGCUAGUACAAAACAGAUCAUGGCACGUUCAAGAGAUGAAUAGUAGAUUCAUUAAGGAGCAUGAUUUUGAUAUUCAUACAGAUUAAUGAUAAUUAUAACCUGGCAAAGCUCGUCAGUGCAUG
This is a messenger RNA of Lobosporangium transversale, 1095 nucleotides long. Its product is annotated as preimplantation protein 3. Gene Ontology annotation, cellular component: cytoplasm. The record is from RefSeq and is a predicted model, not a curated record. The coding region runs from base 210 to 1016 and encodes 268 amino acids. The transcript is spliced from 7 exons. NCBI's taxonomy places the organism in Eukaryota, Fungi, Mortierellomycota, Mortierellomycetes, Mortierellales, Mortierellaceae.